GCUCUGAUGAUCAGUUCUGGAGUGAACGAAAAGUCAUGCAGGAUAUAAAACCAGAAGAUCCAGAAUUUUGGUGCCAAAUGUACACCAGGAGAACAGAAGAACAGACAUCCAAGAAAAAAACAAAGUUAAGAGUACGCUCGAAGAGUUACAGCCCAACUCGCAGCCUGGGAAAUUACAGUCACAAUUUGAAUCUGACUGGUCAACUGGAAAGGCCUUCUUAUGGCUCCACAUGCCUGGUAUCUCUUUCAUCACCACUGGCUACAAAUUCUAAAGAUGAUAAGAAAAAAGAUUCCAUUGAAAUUGACCAGCAUAAGAGGCAGGAUGAGGGUAAAGGCAAUGCUGCACGUAGUAAAAUACACUAUGAUGUAACUGAAGUGACUAAAAACAACGGAGAAGUUUCACCUGUAAAGAGAAAGAAGACAAGAGGAAAGGCCCGAGCUCAUGAUCGCGCUACCAUGCAGUUUAUCAGGAAGGCCAAAGCAGACUCUAUGCCUUGCUGUGAACAAAACUCAACUGGCCAAUUCAGUUCCUAUAGCAACUUGGAUGCAGAUAAUGUGAACAGAAAAGUAGACAAAUCAAAUCUUAAAAAAGUAAAUACAUGUACUUCAAAUUUAGACCUUGAAAAAGAGACUCCGGGAGUGGCAUGUAAUAUCCAGCAGGAAGCUGGAGAAAUGCAAGACAAUCAACCAUGUCUUUCAUCCAGUUCUGGGGUGCAUGGUUUGUGUCCAGGCAUUACUCAUAAUGCGUAUGUUCUUCAUUGGUUGCAGCAGCAUAGUGGUCAGCCACAAAACCAGAAUGUAGACAGAAAAAAUCCACAUUUGCAUAAUAGUCCUUGUCAUCUGUCAUUCCAGGCACCUUCUAAUAGUUGUUAUCCAUUUCAUAGUAGCCCAGUUCAUCAGUCACAGUAUGCUUAUAGUGACUGCCCAUGCACACCUGGCAUGCAAGACAUGACUAAUGAACUAAUGACUAUGAUCCAACAAGAAACAUCACAGCCAUCUUGUUUGCUUCAGCCACCAGGGGAUUUUCAUUCAAUUCCAUGUCAAAAUCAACACCAAAUUCCUAUUUCUCCCGGUGCCAAGUCUUUUCUAGCCAUGUUGCAACACAAGCCUGAAAUGUCAACCAUACCUUGCAGCCAUUGCCCAACACACCUGUCUUCCAUUGAACAAACAUGUCAUGCCCUUGGAAAUGUUUGUCAUCCUUCUUCAAGCAUGAAUGUACAGUGUGUCUCACAUGGUGGCCAAGCAUGCAACAGCCCGCAGCACUCGGCCUGCUCACCAAUUGUCAGCCCACCUCGGUUACAGCAUAAAAGUCCUUGCAGCAGAUACCAUACUCCCAACAUAAAUAUGUGUUCCUUAGAGCAUGCUGCCAUGUUGCUGCAUCGAAGUCAACUACACGACAGUCCUGUACGUCUCAAUACAAGUAGUCUCGGAGCAAGCCAUGGAAGUCCAGCAAGAACGACAAUGAUGCAGAACAGCCCUGCAAACUCAUCUCAACAGAUACUUGAAGAUAGCGUAGCAAUGAGCUCUUUCUACGAUGGCAAUGCUGAUAGGAGCAAAUGUGAUGACAAAAGUACCAGUGAAAACCCAGCCCCUAUUGGUGUUUUCUGGGAUAUUGAGAAUUGUGCUGUACCUCGUGGCAAGUCAGCAUUGGCUGUUGUUCAGAGCGUGAGAGAUAGAUUCUUUAGUAACCACAGAGAGGCAGAAUUCAUGUGUGUCUGUGAUAUCAACAAGGAGAAUGCAACAGUGAUACAAGAGCUUAAUGAUGCUCAGGUAACCGUGGCACACAUCAAUGCUACUGCUAAAAAUGCGGCAGAUGACAAACUGAAGCAAAGCUUACGCCGAUUUGCUGACACACACAGUCCUCCAGCUACUGUAGUGCUCAUAUCAGGUGAUGUCAAUUUUGCACGCGACCUGUCUGACCUACGGCAUCGUAACAACCUACGGGUCAUUUUAGUUCAUCGAGAUGAAGCAUCAGAAGCUUUGAAGGCAUGUGCUAACGAGGUGGUCAGAUACCAAGACCUAGUUCAUGACUUGCCUUACAGAUCACCUACUAAGCAAUCUGGUGUUGAAAGCUGUACACUCAUAAUACAUAACCUUCCAUGCCGUAAGGAUGCCAGUCAACUAAGAAAUCGUCUUAAGCAACUGUCUGAAAACUGUGGUGGCAAAGUCAUACAUGUAUCUUACAAGAAUGCUGUCAUCCAGUUCCCAAAUAUGGAGAAAGCAAGCAGGGCCAAAAUCCGACUUGAUGGAGAAAAUGUAUUCGGCAAUAAGAUCUCAGUAGCUUACCCGAAGAACAAAAAUACCAACUCACCAGUGAGGCAUUCAAACAAGGUCUCACCACAGUUGAUUCAGGACAACAAUGAAGAUAUGAUGGUGUCUCAGUCAGACAGCAAAGAGGAAGAAGAAGAUGAGCGGUAUGAUUCCGAGGAAGAGGUGAUUGAAGAACAAGAUCAGGAGGAAGAGAGAUCUUCAAGAUCGGACAGUGAAUACAGAGCCUGCACUGACUCUAAAAACAGGUAUAGAAGUGGGUAUCCAGCCAGUCCCAACCAACCUCAUUACUGCUCUGCAGACUCCCAGAAAGCAAAAGCUGUCAAAGAACUUCCGGCUAUGAACACCUCAGCUAACAGAAUAGCCGCAGCAUUUAGACCUAUACAGCAUAAUAUGAAAUAUAGCACUGAAUUUUGCAACUCACCUUUCGACACCACACAUAGCAAGCCAGUGAUUGAGAUCUGGCCACAGAGGGAUUGCACUGAUGCUGAGGCAAAGGCAUUACCUAUUAAGACAGACUUGAUACCUGUAUCUGCUUCCAUGGUCUCAUUGAUGAAUUUCCCAUCAUCAGUCUCACUCGGUGAACACUCCAACCACCCGUCAAAUACAGGACAACUAGACUGCAAUAUUAAAGCAGUGCCAGGAUUAUUGCCUUUUAAACCAGCUCCAACAGUACAGCGCAUACCAACUCCUCCACAAUUUCAACAAGGACAUGCCAUGUGGAACAGGGCAAGUUGUGAGCAAAGGUCCAACUCACCAACUCUAAGAGGCAUGUACCGACCACCAUCACCGAUGCUAGCUAACCCAAUGGGAGACUGGCAAUACAUGUCUGUUCAGGAUCCAGACAAUGGUGUCAGGAAAGGGGCCGAGUUGUUGGUGACUAAUUUGGAUAAUAAGAUGUCAAGGCAGGACCUGAAGAAAUCCCUCUUAGCAAAACUGAAUGAACAUUGCAAGGUGCUUCAUUUGAUCUUUGGUAGCCCAGUACCAGGACGUUACCAGGCUGUUGUAAGAGUACCUAGCAUUCCUGAUGCCAUAAGAGCCAUGGCUAACAUCAACAGAUGUCAAAUUGGCACCAGAUUACUUCAUGUGUCUCUCUUGAUGCCUACAGAUUCUAAUGCUGAUAAGCUCAGGCUUAUGAUCAUUCCAAUGCUCCAAGAAAUUCCAGGAAUGUGUCAACCACUUUGUGAUUUGAAAACCUCAUUUGAACGCAGAUAUCGACAGAUACUGUAUGUUGGUGAUUUGUAUCACAUACCUGAUACUCUUACCAUAAGAGAAACAUCAGUGGGUAAGGUGGUGGCCCUAACAACGCAGAGUAGACCAAGUACACCAAACUCAGACAUUCAUUCACCAGGAGGGAUCCAGUCACCAGCUUCAUUCUUCAUAUUCAAGGAGCCUUUACCAGAGCCAUGUGAACCAUUUUGUUCCAUCCAUGAUUGUCAAGACACUCUGCAAUACAGACAUGUGACACAAGACCCAUUUGUCAUCGUGUCCAUCCGGACAUUUUCUUCUCAGGUUCACACUCUGCUGCUAAUGCACAAUGGAAAGAUACCACUAAUCAGUUUUAUGGUUUGUUAUGCUGCUGAAUUCUCAACAUUAACAGAGGACUUUGAAAAUGGAGUACCUUUGGAACACUUGUUGACCUGUAUCCAAGGUGUACGAGUAGGAGUGAGUCGAGACGGCUUCAAAACUGUGUGUUGGGAACAGAGUAAACCACAGCCAGAAACUGGAAGCAGAAGCAGCACUCCUUUGCUACCUCCACAGUUAUUCCAGUUUAGUAAGGAGGCAGUUGAGCUUCUCAAACACACUCCAAGAUGCAGACUGGCCUUCUCAAAGUUCAUUCCCAGCUACCAUCAUCACUUUGGUCGUCAGUGCCGUGUAGCAGACUAUGGCUUUCUUAAGCUCAUAGAACUUUUUGAUGCAAUAUCACACGUGAUGCAGGUACUUGGGAUGACUGAGAAUAAACUACUGACCCUGACCCACCGUACACAGAUCAAACGAUUCUCACAAGACUUACUUAAAGUGCUCAAGUCACAAGCCAGCAGACAGGUAAAAUGCUUUUUGAUUUAUCAAUUUUUAAAAAUAUUUUGAAUUAAUUUUUUUUUA
Patiria miniata (bat star) is the source of this 4370-nucleotide messenger RNA. Its product is annotated as meiosis regulator and mRNA stability factor 1-like. Gene Ontology annotation, molecular function: CCR4-NOT complex binding; mRNA base-pairing post-transcriptional repressor activity; RNA nuclease activity. The transcript is spliced from 15 exons. Gene Ontology annotation, cellular component: peroxisome; cytoplasm. The record is from RefSeq and is a predicted model, not a curated record. NCBI's taxonomy places the organism in Eukaryota, Metazoa, Echinodermata, Asteroidea, Valvatida, Asterinidae. The coding region runs from base 36 to 4355 and encodes 1439 amino acids. Gene Ontology annotation, biological process: post-transcriptional gene silencing.